This is a messenger RNA of Neurospora tetraspora, 2437 nucleotides long. RefSeq lists its product as uncharacterized. The transcript is spliced from 3 exons. The record is from RefSeq and is a predicted model, not a curated record. The coding region runs from base 96 to 2306 and encodes 736 amino acids. Lineage: Eukaryota; Fungi; Ascomycota; Sordariomycetes; Sordariales; Sordariaceae.
AACGAAACGAUCACCAGACCCGAAAACCAAGAAACGACUAUCACGACAACGACUAUCACGACAACGACUAUCAAUCCGCUAAACCCGCAAUUCUAAUGGGCAUAUUCGGUUUCUUCUCCAAACCCGAUCAAGACCCUCUCGAAGCCCACCUAAACGAGUACCACCGCCGACAACGGCCUGGACCCACCCCUCAUCGACAGUGGACGAGCAGCGGCGGUGUCCCAACCCGGAGCAAUCCAUCCUCUCGGCCCCCUUCCCGUAGCGCUUCCCGGUUCGGUCGCUCCCGCAAGGCCUGUCAUGCCCACAGCAACAGCAAUGGCAGCAACAAGGGCCCGUCAACCGCGUCGAUAGCCGCCGCGCUAGCUGCCCAGCAAACGGGUCCACUGCCGAAUUUCUUCUCGUUCGAACAGGGCUCCGAGCGCGCUCAGGGUCGGUACCAGAAUGAGUCAACUCCUUUGCUUGGGAGGUUCCGGGCCAUGCCUGGCGGGCCUGGUAGGAGGCGGGAGUCGGACGACCACCAGGGACUGUUGACGGCUGGGUGGAGGGGGAGCGUGCAUGUGGGCUAUGGCGCCUUGAUGGCCGCUGCGGCGGAGGGGGAUGAGGAGUACGACGACAGUGGGAGCGAGGAUGAAGACGACAGCGAGGGCGAUGGGAUGCUGGACUCCGGAUUCCUCGGCGCAGGCACGCUACAUGGAUCGACAUUAACGAGGAGGGUGAUGAUAAAAAAGCUGAACAGGGCUCGCAGGAGGCUUUAUUACACCUGGGUAGACCCGAAGGCUUCUGUGAUCAGGAGGGUGGUAGAGCAUUGGUGGAGCCGAUGGUUUGUCCUGGUAGUAUUACCGGCCAUUUUGGCUGUUGCGUGGUGCGCGAUACCCAUCCCACAAUACCCAAUACCGGACUACGACGACGGGCGCGACCCGACAACUCCACCGACAGUACCAGGCGAACAACCAGGGCGCAGAACUCCCGGCCACGGAGCGGCGCGAGUGCAGGUCAACUUCUGGUUCUUCCUCUUCGUCUACUAUAGCUUCUACAACUUGACGGCCCUAAUAUGGAUCACAAAAAUCUUCAACCUCUACAGUCUGAACUGGUGGCCACAGUCUCUCGGGUUUCCCCUUACCGUCUUCACGAUCGGCGUCAUCUCGCUAGCAGCACCUAUACCGCUCUACCUCAUCCCCGAACUGCGGUGGCUGAUUGUUCACAACACAGCAUGGAUUAGCUGGACCUUCGUCAUUAUGGCCAUGCCCGUCACCAUCGCUUUCUGCAUCCUCAUGACUAACGAGCGUCACCUCAAGCUACGACAUUCUCUUUCCGAAACUCAGCGUAUAUUCACAUCAUCGUGGUGGGCCGGCGAGUCCGGAAACAACAGCCGCCGUGAAUCGACGCGGCGGGCCGACACCGGGCUGGACGCCGCUGAGUUUGGGUUUGACGAGGGCCUCAACCGGAGGCCUUCGGUACCCGUCCGAAUAAGGCGCAGAUGGCUCCCGGCGAGCUUUGUCCGCUUCGUGUGGUUCUGCCUGGCCCUCUCAAUCGGCCUUCUUGCCUAUGUGAUAGGAGAGGCGUAUGCCGAGAUUUACCUGCGUACGCUUCCGCAUAACAACUUGGAGACCAUUGUCUAUGUCUAUGGAUGGGUAUCGACCGUGUAUCUUCUCGACGGGCUGACGGGUUGGAUUUUGGGUGGCAGCGAGGGCGAGAGAGUCGGAAGCUAUCCGUUAAGCUUUAUCUUCAAGCUCUACUUCAUGCUAACCUACCAAACCUACGUCCGCGCCCUAUACGCUCGCCUCCGCUCUCCAGAACAGUUCGUGAUGCUUCAAGUCCUCUCCUCCACGACCCUGAUCAUCGUCACACCCAUCCUCAUGUCCCGCCCCGUCCAUUGGUUCCUGACCAUCACCAACCUCAGCGGCCAAUCCUACGGCUCCUACCAGAAGAUCUGCAUCCGCAACGUCUUCAUCCGCUUCGUCGCCGAAAACGCAUCCAUGCUCGCCUUCUUGGGGAGCGUUGUCAUCCUGCACUUCGGCCCGAACAAGGACGUGUACCCCUACUUUGCCUUUGACGGCGAGCCGGACGACACCUCAGACUUCGACUUUGGUCUGACAUUCUAUGCCUCAAGCAUAACCUGGGCGUGCGAGUUGGCGGCGGGAUUCAUCGUGUCGGGUCUGAUUAGGCUUAUCUAUGGCGUCAAUGUUGUGACGGAGGGAAAACUUGAUUUUGCGGUAUGGCCCGAGUUGCUGCCGACCAGUGUGGCGGUGGUGUUGCAUGUGUUGCAGAAUAUGCUGUUUUCCAUUGUUCGGUUGCAGUUUCACUAAGAGCAACUGUUUGUUCGUUUUGGUCGAGUGGUUUGAUACCCCUGGGAUGGAUGCUGGGAACGUUAAAGGAGCGGGCGACGUGUUAUCGUUGAACGUGGACGUGGGAACAGUUGUUGGGUCGGUCGGUACAA